This is a messenger RNA of Ustilaginoidea virens, 1641 nucleotides long. RefSeq lists its product as uncharacterized. NCBI's taxonomy places the organism in Eukaryota, Fungi, Ascomycota, Sordariomycetes, Hypocreales, Clavicipitaceae. Gene Ontology annotation, biological process: carnitine biosynthetic process. The record is from RefSeq and is a predicted model, not a curated record. Gene Ontology annotation, cellular component: mitochondrion. Bases 1 to 1641 code for a protein of 546 amino acids. The transcript has a single exon. Gene Ontology annotation, molecular function: oxidoreductase activity.
AUGUUCUGUCGCACCGCAGCCUGCAGGGCCGCCCCAGGUACCGGCACGCCUGCGUCACGGAUCGCCACCCCGCCGGUCCGGGCGUUGAUUCGCCCAAACCCCGCCCAGAGCCCUCGUCGUCUUCGUCUUCACAAGACCACCAGAUGCAGCAGCAGCAGCAGCAGCAGCAGCAGCAGCGCAGAACCGAGCCGAACCAGACCGCCGUAUCGAUCCCAACACCGGCUCCUCGAGAACGAGGACGAGAUUCCUGAAGCAGCAGCAGCAGCAGCAGCAGCACCCCGGCUCCUGUGCGAGCGCAAGCCCCCCGAUGGAGGACGGCCCAUCACCGUCACCUGGACCAGCGACAUUGUGCGUAUCGCGCAGGACGGUCUUGGCGGACGGCGCACGGCCUCUCUGAAUCCUGCCGCUCUCCGGGACAGCUGCGCCUGCGGCGCGUGCAGAGACGCGUCGUCGGGCCAAAAGACCUUUGCGUCUGUCGAGAUCCCCCCCGAUAUUGGCUUCUCGCACGUCCGCGCUGCCGAGGACGGGCUGGCCGUCUCCUUCGCCAACGAUAUCGAGCGCUUCGCCCGCCAGGCGGGGGGCCGGCACGAAACCACCGUCCCCUGGGCGAGCAUCGAGGCGGCUCUCCAGCGGCGCGGAACGCACGACGCCGCCGCCUUGUCCCGGCGGAAACGCUCCGUCCUCGCGCGCACGGGCGUCCGGUACUGGGACCGGCAAACCCUCGCCAAGCACGUCCGCAAGAUCGACUACGCCGAGUUCAUGAAGCCCGAGUCGCCGUCCUUCUGGAACGUGGUCGUCGACAUACUGCGCCUCGGCAUCGUCUACCUCCGCAACGUGCCGCGGGACGAGCGCUCCGUCGUCCGCAUCGCCACCCGCAUCGCCAACAUCCGCGAGACCCUCUACGGACGCACCUUUGACGUGCGGGCAAAGCCCGACGCCGAGAACGUCGCCUACACGAGCGGCCACCUCGGCCUGCACCAGGACCUGUGCUACCUCUCCCCCCCGCCCAUGGUGCAGAUCCUGCACUGCAUGGACAACUCCUGCUCGGGCGGCGAGUCGCUCUUCAGCGACGGCGAGCGCGCCGGCCGUCUCCUCUGGCCCUUUGUCCGGACGAGCUCCAGACUGGCCCCGCUGGCAGAGCACCGCGUGCCGUACCAGUACGACAAGCGCGGCUACCUGUAUCACGCGGACAGGAGCGUGGUGGACCGCGACGCGGACGGCGCCUUCGCCGGCGUGUACUGGAGCCCGCCCUUCCAGGGGCGCUAUGAGGAUGCGUCGGUUGAUUUGGAGCGCUGGCUUGCGCCGGCGCGCGUCUUCGAGGCGCUGAUCAAUCACCCCGACGCCGUGCACAGCUACAAGAUGGAGCCGGGCGAGUGCGUCCUCUUUGACAACCUGCGGACCAUGCAUGGGAGGAAUGCCUUCGACGCGGAUGCUGGGGGCGCGAGGUGGUUGCGAGGCGCGUACAUUGCUGCCGAGGACUUUCUAAGCAGGGCGGCGUAUAUCCCUGCCGGACAGGCGGAACUGUACCGGGGCCCGGAGGCGUGGACGCCCGAGAAGGCGCAAAAGGAGUUGAGCGAAGGGGACUGGCACCGCGACGUGGUGGAGAGGGUGAGGCGAAUUGACCCGAGUGUUGAAGGAUGA